Porites evermanni is the source of this 11452-nucleotide messenger RNA. The record is from the annotation of a GenBank genome assembly. NCBI's taxonomy places the organism in Eukaryota, Metazoa, Cnidaria, Anthozoa, Scleractinia, Poritidae.
ACACCCAUCAACUAUCUCCUCGUCAACCUGGCAGCAGCGGACAUCUGUUACGUAACAUUUGUUACACCAACAAUUAUUUUAAGCCACGAUGUCGACCAUCCAAAGGGGAUCGCUGGGACAAUUUUAUGCGCAAUUGUAACAGGAGGAGGAUUAGCAUGGACUGGAGCGGAGGCCUCAAUAUUUACACUGCUUGUUGUUGCCUUUGAAAGAUACUUUGCCGUUGUACAUCCGUAUGGAAACCGGGGAAUGCUAACGUUUCGCAAAGUAAAGGUGUGUUUCUUUAAAAUAAGAUGUUAUGCAGGUACAAAUUUCUCAACACAAAAAGUAGCCUUGCCUUUUUGUUGGAUCCGAUGAACAUAAGUUAGACAGCCCAGUAAACAGGCUAGCCUUCGUGAUUUGCGCAAGAAGGGCAGGGGUAGGAAAUGUGGGAGAAAAGCGCGACAGGUAAAAGGGAAGGGAUCGUUUACCCUCUCUCCCCAACCCUCCCCUCCCUUCCCUUCCUCUCAAUCCUCUACCACUUUUUUAUAGCCUACGCAGGCUAUAAACAGGCCUUCCUCCUCGCUCGUCUAUAUAUGCUGGCAAGUGUUGAGGCAAACUGAUUAAGAAACAGAUAAGAAAAUCGUGGGCGGAUCUGGAGGGGGGAGGGUUGCGGAUGGUGUCCUAAUCUCGGCUCUUCAUUCUUACUCCCAAAUGCGCUUUCCUUAUCUCAGAGACGAACUUUGUAGCUAAGACAUUUUUUUCCCCACGACAAAAAUAACUAACUUUUAGAUGUGUGAUUGACCUUUUUGAAUAUCAUUUUGUCUCUAUGUUUUAGGUAAUUAUUCCUGGAAUUUGGAUCCUCGGAGCAAUAAAAAAUGUCCCAGAAUUCGUGAAACGGAGCCGUUUUGUGAAGGAAAAUAGUUCUAACUACUGCAUUUCCUUAUUAGCUGAGGAAAGUGAAAAGGCCCUUUUUGCUGUUUACUCUUCAAUUGACUCUGUUUUGUUGAUUUUGCUGGUCUUGUUUUACUCCAAGAUCGUUUACACUUUUUGGUUCAAGCACAGUGAUAAUGUACUUACACAUCAACAACAGGUAGGAGAUAGCUAGGUUUAGCCCCGGAAAGUGGGAUACUCAACAAUGUAUUAUACGGGGAGGCUCCCCCUUGAUGUCCGACCCCUUAUCCUUUUAUAUACUAGUUUUGACAGAAGAGGUGCCCUUUUCGGGUGGAGCCUCACAGUAUAGGCCAUUACAGGAAAAACCCUCCGGGGAUUUAGCUGGCCUUUAACGGGGUUUACUCCCUCCCUUACAUAUUAAAGUUAUAAUGGUGUGUAUGGCAACAAAGGGUUAUGGUACUUUGACCAUUAUGGUGUUUUGGGUUUCAAAUAGUGUCAGGUUUCCUGCUUCCUGAUCUUACAGUUUGGACUCUAAGGUUUAAAUUUUUUCAUAAUACAGAACAAGUUAUUAGGCUUCAAUUCCGGCUAUCUUAAGUUGGACCCAAAAUUUAAGGUUUCACGGUCAUAACAAAGGUAGACAAGACGAAACACUCGGUAUUAUAGGUCACUUAUAUUGUACACUUGGGUAACCUGUGGUUUAUGUAUUUGUUUUGCACACAGGGUGUGUUGAGGUUAAGGAAGCGGGCCACCUUAACGGCUGUUACCAUCAGUGCCAUUCUUGUAAUCUCUUGGGGAGCAGACGGAAUAUUGCACCUGAUACAAGAAUAUGCUGGCUCCGUAAAACUGAGUCCUUUAACAACUCCUAUCACGCACACGAUAAUGAUAUUUAACUCUGCCGUCAAUCCCUUUGCUUACGCUUUGCUGAACCAACGAUUCAGGACGAAAGUGAAGCAAAUGGUAUGUCUGCGUUCUUUUGUAACAAGGGUUCAUCCUAUGUACCCGCAACAGCGUGAACGACAAGACAACGUGGUGGCAAUCAGCACUGGUAUCAUCCGUAUGACACAGAAAACCAACUGAGUGACAGGUUGAAGACAAUUCUCGAGAAAAAUGUGUGUCCACAGUAAUGGACACUGACGUUGCUGUCACCCUGCGACCGCACCCUGUGUCGUGUAAUCAGUUUUUCGUCAUUGUUUUUGUUCAUUGCAUCUUCCUUUCUGUUAUUACUAAGGUUAAGGCAAAGAGUAUCCAUAUAAAAAAAAGUUAUGGUCGACGCAAGUCCCUGCCACUCUGGCUUGUUUCGGCUGUAUAGUUAGUUCUUGUAGCGAAAUCGUCGAGCAUGAUGCCAUACUAACAAAAAGGUAAACCUUCGGACUUCGCGAUCGACCCCGCCCGUGACGACUGUAAGAAGUGGUCGAGCAAAGGAAGUAGCGAAAGUAUCAAAACAGUGAAAUAAAAUCCGUAAACCUUCACUCUUAAGUGUCGAUGCUUAAAUAGUAAAUAAACAUUAUGGUGCUUUUAGUCUUCCCCCGUGAAAACAAGUUUCCUUUGGUUGAAACAUGCCGUUUGAACGGCUUUUACUAAGCUCCGCCCCAAAUGCUGCGUCGUUCAUCUUGUAAAGGUGUUAUCGUUUCCUUACAUUGUUUACUGAUGGUAGCUUUUUAAAACUUCUUCCUUAUCUCCUAAGACCAAGAAAAGACGCAUGCCUACACAACGGACUAUCGUCGGGUAAAUAUCGGUUACAAAAGUCAUGUAUGAACUCCUCGGGUUUGAAACCAAAUUUCUGAUACAUUAGCAUGGCUGGAUUCGUGACUGAUACAUGGAGCGUCACGUCUUUACCCAAGCAAGUUUGAAUUAAGUGAUAAAUCAUGUAGGUUCCAAUCCCCACUCGGCGCCACUCGGGAUGGACUAAAACGAAUGAUGUAAGCCUCGUUGUAUUUCACAUCUGGGACCAUCAAGCCAAAACAAGAUAAAAACUGCUAUCCAUAGAGGCCCUAUAUGAUAAACUAAAUUGAACCGAAAUAAAAGUGAUUAUCAAGUACAAAUAAAAAUAGCUAUAAAAUGUUAUAUAAAAGUCUUAAUCAUAAAACUCUAACAAUCUAAAUCUGAUUAAAAAUUCCACUUGUACAUAACAGAAUACUCGACAGAUGACCAGUCAAGAAUAGAACAAGCUACCUGCGGGUCCGUGUAUUUCAGUGAAAAAGGAGAAUCAAGGAAAAUAAAGAUUUUUGUUGUUGUUCCUGUUGUUUCUUCUAUUAUAACGUUGUCGUUUCGAGCCAAGAUUGCCAAAAUUGUGGUUUCGAGCCAAUAAGUAUAAAUUUUUACCGUCUAUGCCAUAAGAAUAAUCUAAACUGUUAAGGGACGGGCAAGAGGGAGGUUUACUCAGCAAAAAGCGAGGUCACAGGGCUAGACGAACGUGUGUUCUGUCGCACUUUGUAAUAAAAUUGUCGCACUUUGUAAUAACACUUGUCGAACUUUGUAAUAAAAAAGCUGUCGCACUUUGUAAUAAAAUAAGCUGUCGCACUUUGUAAUAAACUUGAAAUGUAUGGUCGGACGACAUGUAAACCCGACAAUAAGUAUCAUCAUCGACAACAGCAACAACAGUAAUAAUAAUCAUAUAAUAUAUAAAUAAUUAUAAUAAUAACAUUCCACUGAACGGUUUUCAGUACCGAUUUUUGAAGUGCGGGCGGAGGAAAGUGCCUUCCCGCUUCAAUAUCUUUGUAGGAAAGUAAAACUCUUUCUUUGCGGAAAACCUCGAGACCAUGAGAUAGUGUCCAUAACAGCAAGAGUCCGUAGUGAUGGGAUUUUGUAUUGGAAUUUAGCUGCUAUCUGUAUUAUCGGGUUUUGCCUAAAAGUAAGGUGUCCCUGACUGUAUAAGCAAAAUAUUUUGAAAGUUUUACUAGUAGCACGGGCAACAAAGAAAUCCGGUUUCAUUGCCCUCGAGGAUAUGAUCUGUGAUAUAACGAGAUUUGUAUAGGUAAUAGCAUGAUUUGUAUAGUGAUGUUUGGUAUAAAUACCACGAGUGAUAUUUCGAAUUUGUUAUACGUAAUUUCACGAGCCGUUAGGCGAGUGAAAUUUGUGACAAUUUUGAAAUAUCACGUGUGAUAUUUAUGCCAAAUAUUACGUACAAAUCGUGUUAUUAUUUGUUUACACUACUACCCGCAAAAGGUUUGUAAUUUUCACAUGUAGGUAUUUCAAAUUAAUCUGAAAUACCAUUGCUCUAAGCCAAUCAAAUUGCAGAAAUUUCUCAUGUGGUAGUAUAAUAGUGUUUAUUGCCAUGAAUAAGCGCUAUACUAAUAGAACUAAAAAACACAAACAUCGAGAAAAACACGGUGCCACAAUCAUCAUCAUAAACAGACAAUCAUCAUCAUUAUUAUAUAUCUCACUAUUGCAUAUCAAUUGCCCACGUCAUUGUGCUACAAUGACUGCUAAUUUUGUGGAAAUUUCGAAUGCGCUAGAACCGACAUGAAACAAAAUAGAUUCAUAAUAAUCAAAAAAUGCGACUAAUGCUAAGAUAAGAUAACAAAACGUAAAAAAAUGCAAACACGAAAGACAAAUCUAAGUACAAUGAUACUAACAAAAGAUCUCAGUCUCGAACGUUUAUGCUCAAGUUCCACUCCUAUGUAAGUUGUAACAAAGCACUUUUUCGCCUGUUGUUGCCACGCGUUCUUUCUCCCUAGCUAAAUAAUGAGGUGUCUCUGCCUAGAGCUUUGAGGUAUGCUACAUGUUUCGCCAACAUAUAGCCAUGAUGAUAAGCCAUCCAAGACCUACAUAACGCAGUACCAGCGAAGCAUUUUCCCAUUUUUUUAUUUGAUAUUAUUCGCCAUAAUUCAUGCACGACACCACUUGAAGGUCCAAACAUUCUUAUAUGAGUAUUUUUUAAAAAAACUGACAUUUCCCGCUACCCCGCCACAGGAGAAGUAAAUACGCGGCAGAUGAUCUGAAAAGCAAACGAGUAUUAACUUGACAUCUGUGAGUAGGUCACGAAAGGGUGCCAGGUUCUUCUUUAACAAUGAAUGACGUCAUUGUUUAAGAUAAUUUUAAUCAUCAAAAUGCCAACUUCUUGAUUUUGUCAGACACCUUACUAUUUGAGUAUUUUUCGCUUCGAGGGAAAAAUUAUGGAAUUGGAUUUUGCCAAUAAAUUCAAGAACAUGACUUCUAAAUGACAUCAAAUUACGUCAUUGUGACAAUCAAGUUAUGCUUAGAUGUUGGAAAUAAAUAGUACAUUAUUCUGUGUUAUUGUGGUGUCCGUUUUAUUUGUGGCCCUUAUAUAAAUAAUAAUCAUCAUAAAACAUCUUCAAUAAUAAUAACAAUUAUUAUUAUUGUUGUUGUUGUGGUCGAUGAUGAUACUUAUUAUUGGGUUUACAUGUCCUCCAACCAUACAUUUCAAGUUUAUUACAAAGUACGACAACUGUUAUUACAAAGUGCGACAGCUUAUUUUAUUACAAAGUGCGACAGCUUUUUUAUUACAAAGUGCGACAAGUGUUAGUACAAAAUGCGAUAGGUCAUACAAAGUGCGACAGAACAUCGUCUUGUCUAAGGUAGUUUUUUUUUCUUCUCAGGUUUUCGGUUUUAUCCUUGUGUUGCGUACGAGAUUGGCCGAAUUUAUACUAGAGACGAACUAUUUGUCGAGACGGAUUAUCCGUCGGACGGAUAAUUCGUCUAAGUAUAAAUCUGAAGACGAAUUUUGACGAAAAUUUGUCUAGAUAUUUUACGUGGGUUGCGAAAAUAUAGAAACCAGUCCCUCUCAUGUAGCAACUUCGUCCAAAAACCGUCCACGUCCCGUCUAGAUAUAAAUUUAGAGACGGAUCAUCCGUCUAAGACGAAUUUUCCGUCUGUUAGCACGUCUUCAAGACGUGUUAACAGACGAAUCAGCCUCAGACGAAUUUUGCUCUAUACUUGGACGAAUUAUCCGUCUCAGACGGAUAACUUGUCGACGAGGGAUAAUUCGUCUCUAGGAUAAAUUCGGCCAAUUAAGCUUAGAUUAUUACGGUAGCCACUUUUUCCAACUUCAGGAGCCUUUUUCACCUUGGACAACACGAUAUGAUUAGAAAUCAUUUUCUGAAAGAUGCUAUAAAUUACAAAACUGCUUCUUUAAUUAAAUUUGCGUACUUGAAGUCAAAACAACGAACGCUUCAUUCUUAGAGAUUUGCACCAUCUGUGUUUCCCCCACAAAAGUUUGAACAGCGUGAAAUUUGCGAACAACCAGUUCAACGCGAGACGUUCUUACAUUCCCUGGAUCUUCCUGCGCAACCUUGAUUACGAAAAUUGCCUACAGAUAGAGAAAUACCCUCGCAGCUGUCUUCUUACCAGCAUGAAGUCAUUUCUCCCCGUCUUUUUUUUUUUUUUUGAAGGUUUGUGUAUGUGCCGAUGAACAAACGAACUCAAAAUCUAUUCCCGUAUCUCUGAGAUAAUUUUGAAAAAAAAAAGAAAAAGAAAAAGUGUCUCGUGGGUUCUUCUUUUGUUCUUCAUUGUUACCAUGUCCGUUGCAUCGUAGAUUUAGACGCAAGAGAGUAUACUUUAGGUCUUGUUUUUUUUACUUCACCAUAUGGAAUAUUACCUGCUUCUAAGCUUUUAACUUCCUAUUUUUGACCACCCAUUGUCGUUAAUGUAUUCUUCCAUUAUUACUAUUACCAUUUACAGCUAUUUCAAAUAAUCUAGACGGAAUGCUUCCACGGUAAGAUCGCACCGCCGGUAACUUCAUAAAAAUUUACCAAACGUAGCCAUGAAGAAACUUCUCUGUCGUAAAAUCACAAAGGCAAAGGUUUGUGAGGGUUUAUACAGUUAAGUGGCACUGCCAAAGUAACUUUGAACGGUUAAGGUGAAUUACAAAAGAUUUACAGCUAUGCCUUGUAGCCGUAUGUCUACACUAUACCGAGGGGGGCGUUGGGAUUUUCGGCUUUUCGGUUUUGGCCAUUUUUUAGGUCGGUUUUUCGGUUUUGUUGACCGUUGCGGUUUCCUCUUUUUCCGUUUUUUUAGCAUCUGGUUUUCGGUUUUUUGGCAAAAAAUAAAGCGGUUUUUCAGAUUUUGGUGACCGAUGUGCUUUUCUGGUUUUUCCAAUUUAGAAGGAAGUCAAAGACAGACUUGCACGGGCUCCCAAUGUGGAUUUUGUCGUUGUGUCGCAUUGUCAACUGCCUUCAAGUUACAUUUUUGCUCUUACAAGCAUUUCUUUUAGAGAUUAACCUCUUUUGUAGGAUAUGAUCGGAGGUCUUUUGAAAAUUGUUUUCAGCAGAGGCUGAUUUUCUUUUAGACUUCAGUUUAUAACAUCAAUGUCUUUUAAAGAUCUUGUACCGCUGGAUGAUACGUUGUAACGAAAGGCAAUAGUGUCUCUUUACUUCUUUGCUUUUGUUUUAGCGCCGAUUGUCUUAAGUCAAAGUUGACAUCUGACAUCGAGCUUUCUGUAUGUUGUUUAGGAUACCCACGGGCUUGGAAGUAUUGUUUAAAGUUCGAAAGGCACUCUUCAAAUGUGCUUUUUUAAGAGUUUGUUCUGAGCAAUCUUAUUGCUUCACCUUUUUAAUAAUGAAAUCUCUAUUUACCCCCGGAGGGUGGCACGAGGUAAAGUGUGUAUACUUAAAAGGUUUCGGUCGGCUUGUAGUGGGUUUUGAUGUCCACAAAAACCACAUUGGGAGUACGUGCAGGUCCGUCUUUGACUUCCUUCCAAAUUGAAAUGACUCCUUGUUAAGGUCCCGCUAACGACCAAAAAAGUGACAAACUUUGCGGGUUAGAUUCCUCUGUGGGUCUCUGUGCAGUCAUAUGUUAGGCUACUAUAUAUGUUUCUAUAUUUUACAGUCAAUCCAGGUCAAACUGCAAUGUGGGAGUCUGGAUUUUUGAUAGAGGUUUACACCUGGAGAGCUUUUUGCGGACGCAAAAUUUCACCCAAGUGUCCUCUAUUGCUAUUCAAUCGAGGAUUUUUGUGGACUCUCCUAGAGGGUCCUAGGCCUAAUAUGCCGGUUUUACGACCAUAGCAUCCAUAGGUACUGCUGAAAGUAUAGGGGUAUAGAAUGGUACUUCCAAAAACGUAGGUCUCAGAACAGUUUGGACUGAUCUCGAAAUCGCAGAAGCGUUUUGGAUGGGUCUCGCAGACGGUCUCGGAGUCUCGAAUCUGUCGUUUCUUCUUUCCGUUUUGGUCUUGAGAAGUCGAAUUUUUCAGAGUUCGUGGUUACAGCUUAUCGAACUGAGCUAUAAAAUUAAGACAGUAAACCAGGGGAAAGCAGUAUAUUGGUGGGCUACUGCUAGCUUUCGUUGACGUUUUUGGUCAUUUCAGUUAGCUUUACUGAUUUGCACCAUUGUAGAGUUUGGGCGCUUAAAGUCUCGGGGCUCGGAAUUUUUAGAAGUAAAGUCUCGGUCUCAAAUUUUCAAACCAGUCUCGAAUUUACCAUUCUUUUCCCCUGAAAAUGGAUCGUCACAGAUUGGAUAGAUUUCGGCGCCACUCUUUUGCACACUGUAAACAGGUGUUUAUACUGCACCGACAUGAAAAUCUAUCCGGUAUAUUUAGUGUACACAUAGCCUUAAAAUCCGACAAGAUUAAUUAAUUGAAGUACACUGUAGCUGUUCAUCACUUCUAUUAAUCGAUGAAAGGGGGAUCUUCCUUGAAAAGCCGUAAGCGCAAAGGGGCUGCUAAAUACUAUGAUCUUCUACCCCUAUGCACCGAAAGGAAUUAUUUGAAUUAGAUGCCAAUGCUGGGGGAAAUAUUCUUCUUCAAAUUCAGAUAAACGUACUUUUUGAAGGAAAAGGGCUCUUUAAAAGACUAACACUAGUAAACCUUAAUUCAUUUCCGUCGCUGUACAAAACUGUGAAUUAACAAAUCAAACAAUCGGAAAACAGGAUACAAAAUUAUGGACCAUCUGACUAUAUACGCCAGUCUGUUUUCCUUUAGGUUUUGGUUACCGACAUGCUGUGUUACAAUAUUUAGAAAUGGGCGAAAGAUAAGCUUUUGGAUCGCCUACAAUUAUUUCACAAUUUUACCCCCAGUUCGCUUUACGUUUGGUAACUGUAAACGGAGGAAAAACCCUGUUUGAGCUGAAAAGAAACCCCGGUAUAGCUUUCUUGUGCGUGAUUUGUGAAAUAAACGGCUAAUGCAAUACCCAAUAGCUAACAAAGCGCUAAUCAAAAUUGUUUUCACACAGAUUACUUGGGUGAAACACGACUUACAGCCUUCAGCCAUGUCUGAGGAGUCGGCUGAUGUCGCAUUAAUAACAGUAACUUCCAUAUUAAUUAUCACCUGCAUCGUGGGAAACUUUUUCGUCUGUGCUGUAGUGAUGAAAAAUCGACAAAUGAGGUAAAUUUAAAGUAGUAGUUGUUAACCUAAAUACCUCAUCGUAUUUUUGGCAUAGGUGCAUGAUGGAUCAGUGAAACGCAGACAACGCAGAAAGUGAGUUAUUUGGGCGAGCGAAGCAAGCCGCGAGGGGCCAAGGAAAGGAGAGAGCUCUCCUUUCUCUCAACAGACCCGCGCUUUAGCGUCACCUCUCGCGUGCCUCUCGCGCGUCUACUUUCCACGAUAUCUCCCAAAUGGAAAGCUUGCUCGCAGGCUAAAAGUGAGUUAAAGAAUAUCUCCCGGGAUCGUUGAUUUUAUACACGGUUUGACUUCGACAAGGUUUAUUUUUGCGAUCAACCAAAACCAGUUGAAUUACUUGACAACGACUGGAGCUUCGCUUUUGGCCUUGGCUGAAACGAUAUAUUACCAGUAAUAGCUGACCAUAUCAUUCCACAGAACACCCAUCAACUAUCUGCUCGUCAAUCUGGCAGCAGCGGACAUCUGUUACGUAACAUUUGUUACACCAACAAUUAUUUUAAGCCACGAUGUCGACCAUCCAAAGGGGAUCGCUGGGACAAUUUUGUGCGCAGUUGUAACAGGGGGAGGAUUAGCGUGGACUGGAGCGGACGCUUCAAUACUUACACUUCUUGCCUUCGCCUUUGAAAGAUACUUUGCCGUUGUACAUCCCAAUGGAAACCGGGGAAUGCUAACGUUUCGCAAAGUAAAGGUGUGUUUCUUUAAAAUAAGAUGUUAUGCAGGUACAAAUUUGUCAACACAAAAAGUAGCCUUGCCUUUUUGUUGCAUCCGAUGGACAUAAGUUACUAUGCGUAAAGCUAUCUUUUAAAAGACAGCCCAGUAAACAGGCUAGCCUUCGUGGUUUGCGCAAAAAGGGGAGGGGAGGAGAUGAGGGAGAAAAGUACGUCAGGAAAAAGGGAAGGGAUCGUUUACCCCCUCCCGAACCCUCCCCUCCCUUUUCCCUUCGUCUCAAUCCUCUACCACUUUCGACGCCUGCUAUAAACAGGCGUUCUUCCUCGCUCUUCUAUAUGCUGGCACGUGGCUGGCACGUGUUGAGACAAACUGAUUAAGAAACAGGUAGACAAAUCUUGGGCGGAUCUGGUAAGGGGGAGGGAGGGAAGGGGGAAGGGUUGCAGAUGGUGUCCUGGUCUCGCCUCUCCAUCCUUACUCCCAAUGCGCUUUCCUUAUCUCAGAGACGAACUUUUUACCUAAGACAUUUUUUCGCCACGAGAAAAACAACUAACUUUUAGAUGUGUGAUUCACCUUUUUGAAUAUCAUUUUUUCUCUAUGUUUUAGGUUAUUAUUCCUGGAAUUUGGAUCCUCGUAGCAAUAAACAAUAUCCCAGGAUUCAUGAAACGGAGCCGUUUUGCGGAGGAAAAUAGUUCUAACUACUGCAUUUCCUUGUUAGCUGAGGAAAGUAAAAAGGCCCUUUCUGCUGUUUACUCUUCAAUUGAUUCUGUUUUGUUGAUUGUGCUGGUCUUGUUACACUCUAAGAUCGUGUACACUUUGUGGUUCAAGCACAGUGAUAAUGUACUUACACCUCAUCAACAGGUAUGCGGUAGGACACAACUAGGUUUAGCCCCGGAAAGUGGAAUACUCAACAAUGCAUUAUACGGGGAGGCUCCCCCUUGAUGUCCGACCCCUUAUCCUUUUAUAUACCAUUUUUGACAGAAGAAAUACCCUUUUCGGGCGGAGCCUGCCAGUAUAGGCCAUUACGGGAAGUACCCCCUGGGGAUUUAGCUGGCCUUUAACGGGGUUUACUCCCUCCCUUACAUAUUAAAGUUAUAAUGGUGUGUAUGGCAACAAGGGGUUAUAGUAUUUUGACCAUUAUGGUGUUUUGGGUUUCAAAUAGUGUCAAGUUUCCUGCUUCCUGAUCUUACAGUUUGGACUCUCAGGUUUAAAUCUUUUCAUUAUACAGAACAAGUUAUUAGGCUUCAAUUCCGGCUAUCUUAAGUUGGACCCAAAAUUUAAGGUUUCACGGUCAUAACAAAGGUAGACAAGACAAAAUAAUCGGUAUUAUAGGUCACUUAUAUUGUACAAUUGGGUAACCUGUGGUUUAUGUAUUUAUUUUGUAUACAGGGUGUGUUGGCGUUAAGGAAGCGGACCACCUUAACGGCUGUUACCAUCACUGCCAUUCUUGUAAUCACUUGGGGAGCAGACGGAAUAUUGCACCUGAUACACGAAUAUGCUGGCUCCGUGAAACUGAGUCCUUUAGCACUUCCUAUUGCGCACACGAUAAUGAUAUUUAACUCUGUCGUCAAUCCCUUUGCUUACGCUUUGCUGAACCAAAGAUUCAGGACGAAAGUGAAGGAAAUG